AUGGCUUCCAACGACUUUGUCAUCCCAGCCAUCACCCUUGACGCGCCCGACAGCCAAUUAACGAACUUCACAGCCGACCGCGCCCGGGAGAUUGCCGCCACACUGAACAACUGGGACAGCAACAUACUCGACCGCGAGACCCGGCUCCGGACCAACCCGUUCCAGGCCACCGAGGGCAUAAUCGACAUAUCUAACCCCUUCCUCUGCUUCACUCCCGUCAUUUGGGUCUUCAAGAGCCAGUCUGACCUUAUUACUGUCUUCCAAAGCGCUUUCCGCCGUAAUACGACGUUCUAUAAAGACAACGUCAAGGAUAAGAACGCCAGGGUUCGGCUGUGGCUGCCCAAGACCGGCCGCCAGCCCGAUGACAACAACUACCCUACAGCCAAUCUAAUCAAGAUGGGCGAAGGCCGGCUCCUCAUCCUCACCACUACCGCCUACAAGGACCCCGAGUGCGAGUUCUGGACCUACGAGGCUGCUGCAAAGGCCGCCGCCAAGGAAGCAUCUGCACCGGCUGAAGGACAGGCCCAGGCCGCCCAGGAAGCAUUCACCAUUCCGGACGACUUCAGAAUUCAUGGCACCGUCACACGCCACUUCCCCUUCGGCCACCGCUCCUUGCGGCCCUACUCCAACAGCAGACAAGAGAGCCCGAAAUAGGUCCCCCGCCAUCUCUACAACCCAGAGGGGCAGUAGGGGGAAGGAAAGGGUAGGGAAAAAGGCAAGCAGGUCCAGGGUUAAUAAAGACAAAUAGAUCCCAAAGUAGAGGAUAGCAAAUACAAAGGACAGUAGGGGUAAUAUAAAAACGUGCGUCUCCCAUCUCAUAAGGAAAACGUCAAUUAAAGAGUUAAUUAGUAGAAAUGGAUUGAGUAGAACACGCCUUAAGGAGUUUGGCAGUAUAACUUCUCGUACCCGGACCGCUAGGAGGGCUGGUUUCGACUGUACUAAGGUCCUUACCUAUAAUCGAGCUAAUAAGACUUUAAUAGAGGAGGAUCGCUAGAGUAGUAGAUAC
Colletotrichum phormii is the source of this 1006-nucleotide messenger RNA. RefSeq lists its product as uncharacterized. The record is from RefSeq and is a predicted model, not a curated record. Bases 1 to 654 code for a protein of 217 amino acids. The transcript has 2 exons. Lineage: Eukaryota; Fungi; Ascomycota; Sordariomycetes; Glomerellales; Glomerellaceae.